AUGGCAACUUUCUCAAAUAUGGAUGAGAGAAUUGAGAAAAUGAAGCAAGUUGCUCAACAUGGAAAUAUUGAUGCCUUUUACAUCCUAAUUAUGGAGGAUGUCAAACUUUUGGAGGACAUCGAUCAGCUAGUAACAACUACCAUUUGUCCAUUUGUCGAUACUCCUUUACACAUAGCUGCAUCUGCUGGGCACAUCCCAUUGGCCAUGGAGCUGAUGAGAUUAAAGCCCUCAUUUGCCUGGAAGCCAAAUCCAGAUGGGUUCAAUCCCAUUCACCUUGCUUUACUAAAUGGGCAAACCCAUAUGGUGCUUUGGCUUCUAAAGGUCGAUGGGAACCUUGUCCGUGUCCAAGGAAGGGAGGGUAUGACUCCUUUGCAUUAUGCAGCAAUAACAGAAGAUCACCUUGAUCUAUUGGACAAAUUUCUCAAAAUCUAUCCCAAAUCUAUUAAAGAUGUGACAAUUCGAAAUGAGAAUGCUCUGCAUAGUGCCUUGAAAUACGACAAGUUGGAGGCUUUUCUACACUUGGUGCGAUGGCUCAGAAAGAAUUGGUCUCAAAAUACAAUAUUGUGGGAGAGUGAAGUCCUGAACUGGAAGGAUGAGGAAGGCAACACAGCAUUGCACAUUGCAGUAUCCAAAAAUCAACCCAAGGCUGUGAGGAAGUUAUAAUAUUUUAGUGUUGAUAUAAACGCUAAGAAUUUAAACGGUAAUACAGCAGGGGAUAUGUUGGGACAACAAAAUCAAAUAGAAAAUCGCGAGAUCAAGGUUAUGCUACGGCGUGCUGGAGCUUUACCAGCUUCAUCUCUUCCUAAAGUAAUUUAUUAUGCACGUGACCUAUGGUCCUUAUUCUCAUAUAUUGAGAAAAAAUAAGAAUGCAUUGUAUUGGUGAAUGGACCGAAAUAUCAGACGACAUGCGCAAUAUGCUUUUGGUGGUUGCUACACUUCUUAUGACUGUCACGUAUCAAGGAGUACUCAGCCCUCCUGGGGGACUUUGGCAAGAUGACUACCAUUCUGAAGCCAAUAGCACAUUACCGGCCAUCAGAAAAUUCAAUUCAAGUGCUCCUAUUCCAAACGAAGCAGGGACACCCAUUGGUCUCAGAAAAUUUCCUUUUUGGGUGUUCUUGUCAUUAAAUUCUUUGACAUUUAUGCUCUCAUACUCAACAAUUCUUCUCCUCAUUCCA
Quercus lobata is the source of this 1175-nucleotide messenger RNA. Its product is annotated as ankyrin repeat-containing protein BDA1-like. Bases 1 to 663 code for a protein of 220 amino acids. The record is from RefSeq and is a predicted model, not a curated record. Gene Ontology annotation, molecular function: protein binding. Lineage: Eukaryota; Viridiplantae; Streptophyta; Magnoliopsida; Fagales; Fagaceae. The transcript has 2 exons.